This is a messenger RNA of Molossus molossus (Pallas's mastiff bat), 525 nucleotides long. RefSeq names its product proteasome maturation protein-like. The transcript has a single exon. Bases 1 to 426 code for a protein of 141 amino acids. Lineage: Eukaryota; Metazoa; Chordata; Mammalia; Chiroptera; Molossidae. Gene Ontology annotation, cellular component: cytoplasm; nucleus. The record is from RefSeq and is a predicted model, not a curated record. Gene Ontology annotation, biological process: proteasome assembly.
AUGGAUACCAGAGGGCUUGGAUCUCAGCUAGAAGACAGUAUUCCAGUUACUGAGCUAUCCGCAAGUGGACCUUUUGAAAAUCAUGAUCUUCUUCGAAAAGGUUUUUCUUGUGUGAAAAAUGAAGUUUUGCCCAGUCAUCCUCUUGAAUUAUCAGAAAAAAAUUUCCAGCUCAACCAAGAUAAAAUGAAUUUUUCUACACUGAGAAACAUCCAGGGUCUGUUUGCUCCACUAAAAUUGCAAACGGAAUUCAAGGCAGUGCAACAGGUUCAGCGUCUUCCAUUUCUUCCAAGCUCAAACCUUUCACUGGGUAUUUUGAGGGGUAGUGAUGAGACUAUUGGAUUUGAAGAUACUCUUAAUGACCCAUCACAAAGUGAACUAAUGGGAAAACCACACUUGAUGGUGGAACAUAAACUUGGUUUACUGUAAUGCAGUGUGCUGACCACAGAAAUGGAGGGGCGACAUCUUGUUUAUAAUCAUCUUUUUAUUAUCAUUUUAUGUAUACAACAUUAAAAGUACUGACACAUG